UCGACCUUGACGGUUGGCUGUAGUCACGGAAGGCGCUCUGUUCAGCGCUAUUCCGCGUGAGAAAAAAAGCGAGCUGCUGGUGCGAAUAGACUGUGGUGCGAGGGAGUGAGUGCGAAGAAAAGAGUCAGAUAGGAGUAUUGGUUUGGUGUAUUCUACAACUCAAGACUUAACGUUGCGCGAAGCGUGUUCGCAGUUUUAGUUGCAACCAUUGUUAUCCUUGUCGUGUGUAAUGGCCGCCAUCGGGUUUGUUGACGCCGCUUUAUGCUGCUUGAUGUCGCUCAUCGAGCUCUUCUAAAAGGAAUCGAUUGAAACUUUAUAGCCUUGUGAUUUCGCGCUUUCGAGUGUGUGACAACGAACGCUUAAAAGCACUUGGAAGACUUUUAUUUUAUAUGCCACCAAGACGAGCCGCUGGCAAUAGAGAGAAGCCGCAGGAGCCGCGCUGUCGCUGCAGCCAACGACCAACAGCCACACGGCUUGGCCGACAUGAACUUAGCGGGCCAACGCUCCGCUCUGACAACUGUAUUGCUCUGACGUGAUCAUUAGGAAGGCCACGAGGGAAUUCAUCAAGCGACGAGGAAGCUCAAGUCCUUGAAUUCCAUAGUUCCACAUCGCUGACCUUUGCCCACCGCGUCCUUCUUUCUCUGACCUCUUUUUUCUCCUUUAUCCUUUUUUCAUACUACGAUCGUGAGGUAUUUCCUGGCAUUUUUUAUGUCCGGUUUUUUCGUAUAUGGAAACGAGGAAAAUAUUGAAUUUCAGAACUCUACAAGAUAAGGGAUAUAUUCUUUGUAUGCAAUUUCCUCUGUGUUGCUCUUUAUACUCCUGACCCAUCUCCCGCGCACUUAUGACUGCCGUCAUGGCAACUCGAAGAUCAUCCGGGUGCAUCAAGUUGGAUAUGGUUAUCGAGUAAAUGUAACUACAUGGUCAAAGGCAGCGCAUCAAUGGCCCUAGAAUCAAAUGGUAGCAACGUGGUGUGGUUGAACGCAACCCGUCCUGAUCAAAUACAGCAGCACGUUGUGAAAGAGGAUCCACUGCAUAUUGAAACAAGUGAAGAUCAAGCACAUCUUCAUCAGUCACAAGACCAACAUCGGUUCCAGGGAAAUCUUAUAAAGAUUCCCAAUCAACAGAGUCAACAGGUUGAGCAACCAGUCAAGUGUUCCAUGUUUACUCAAACGGAGCAAACUAAUAGUUUUACACAAACAGAACAAAGUAAUUCUAGUUACACGGAUCAACGUCAGCCACAGACAGCUACAAUGUUUGAUCCACAACAAAUUCAGCAGCAGCAAGCUGCUCAAAGCCAGCAAUCUCAGCAGCAACAAACCCAACAAAUGUAUGUUACUGAGAAAAAAGAGGAUAAAACACAACAACAAACAACAGCAGCAGAAUUUCCUUUUUAUUAUAAUGUGAAUAUGCUGCAAAAAGUUCAAACAAAUACAGUGAGCACAAUUGGUGCAAUCACCACUGAUGACAAGGGUUGCUAUCGUUUUGACGUUCAACCCGUUGGAUAUAACACUUUAUUGAAUCAAAUGAGUAUAGCGGCUGCAACAAAUGCAACAUUUAAAUGUGACAUAUGCGGCCUAGUUUUUGGUCAUAUGAGUUUACUCAAUCACCACAAAAGAAUUCAUAAUACGACACCGAGUAAUCUUCAACAGCCACAGCAAGUUGUAGUACAGACUCCGACUACUGUAACUGUUGCAACAACACCUGAACGACCUUAUACAUGCGAUGUUUGUGGUGCUUGUUUUGCAUUACCCGGUGAAUUAAAGAGUCACAAGACGAAUAUGCAUCAGAAGCCAAAAGUGCAAGUCUGUGAGGAAUGUGGGAGUGAAGACCCCUGUGAACAUCAUCCCACUAAAGUUAAAAAAACAAUCAAACCUGGUCAUCAUCCCGUGAAACGGCGAGGAGUUACUAGUGUUACCAAGUGCCACAAAUGCAAUGGAACAGGAAUUAUUUUCAUUGGUAAACACGACGAAAAACUAGAUUCUGGAAUCAGUUCCCUUGCGAAGUGUGGCGGCUGCAAGGCGACAGGCCGUAUCAUCAUAGGAAGCGGCAAGCAAAAUCAGAAUCAGCCAGAGAAGCCAUUUCAUUGUAAUGUUUGUGACGGCACAUUUUCACGCUAUUCGUCGCUUUGGUCCCACAAGAGACUCCACUCUGGAGAUAAACCGUUUAAAUGCGAAGUCUGUGGUUUGGCCUUUGCGAAAGCGGCCUAUUUAAAAAAUCAUGGACGCGUUCAUACUGGAGAAAAGCCAUUCAAGUGUAGCGUGUGUGGUAUGCAAUUCUCUCAAAGCCCUCAUUUGAAGAAUCACGAGAGAAUCCAUUCAGGUGAACGUCCCUAUCAGUGUGAAGUUUGUGAAAAAACAUUUGCGAGACACUCCACAUUGUGGAACCAUCGUCGAAUCCAUACAGGUGAAAAACCAUAUCGAUGUAACACCUGCGGUUCAGCUUUUAAUCAAGCAACACACUUAAAGAAUCACGCUAAAGUUCAUACUGGUGAAAAGCCCCACAGAUGUGACAUUUGUGAAAUUGGAUUCUCUGAUCGUUUUGCUCUGAAACGUCACCGCGCCAUUCACGAAAAGUAUGGUCAAACUGCUAGAAAUCAAAAUGCGAAUAACACAAGCAAUACACAGCAGCCAAAUACAAGCAAUCCUCAACAACAGCAGCAACAGCAGCAGCAGCAACAACAACAACAACAACAACAGCAACAGCAGCAACAACAACAACAACCUCAACAAGCCCAACCAGGGCAACAAGUGGUUGUAGUAAAUGCUACAACACCCGUGACUGUUAGUCAAGGCCAAGGACAAGCAGCAGUUAUGCUUGAUGAAGUUUACAAAUGUCAAGUUGCCUUUCAGGAGCCUAAAUGAUUUGAUACAUAAAGGACUUCUGAUAGAAAUUGUGCUAAGCCGAACGGGGUUAUUGCUUCUUUUUAUUUUCGUACAAGUUAGGUUGCAAGUGAGGAUUUCACCGUUUUAUCAACAAAAAGGUGUACCUGUGUAACACGAUAUACGUGGCAACGAACGUAUGAUGCGAUAAUUCUCGAGAUAUUUUAAUUAUGGAAUAAAGGCUAAUUAGCCGUUUACACAUUGUAAGCUUUAUGAAUGAUAAUACUUAUGAUGAUAAGUAAAAAUUGUGCGUGAUAGUUCGUGACUUGACGGAGACUUGGAUAAUAAAUGAGAGCCAUAAAAUUGAUACAUGUAUUUCAAAUCUUGUUUUAAAAAUAUUCUAGCUACGGUGACAGUGCAUAAUAUAACAAAUUUUUAUUUGUUUUAUUAUUUAAUAAUCAUUUGGUGAUUAUUUUUUUAUAAUUUUGAAGUUAAAAGAUAAAAAAUUUAAUUAUCAAACGUUAAACUUCAGUUUUUUGCCGUAUUAUCAUAAAAGGCUCUUCUUGUCAAGUCAUUCUAAAUUCUAAACCAAUAUAUGAUGGCCAUGAUAAACCGAUGUUAUUACAAAAAUAUGAAAAAGAAAGCAGAAACAAUACCUUAACGGCGAAAUAAAAUCUUGUUAAAAGCUGCAAUAACUGAUAAAUAAUUGACCGCAGACAUCUGUUUUAUAAUUUUAAGAUCGAAUACUAUAUUGAAUAUCAUUUAUGACUACCGUAAUGAUAGUUUGUAAUAGUAAAUAGAUCAUUAGAAUAAUUAUAUAUACAUAUACUUGAAUUUUUUCAUUUCCGAUAUGAUAAAUAAAUUUGUAAUAAGUCUAUUUUAUGUUUAAAUAAUUAACAAGUGAUGAUAAUAAUAACGAGUAUAUACUUUUUUCUUUGAACAAAAUCAAAGUAUGUCUUCAGAAUAUUUUAAGAUGAAUGGGUAAUAAUUGCGCAGCUUUAAAAAAAAUCAUAUGAAACAAACUGUUUUGAGCCAGAGUAAAUGGAAAUAAGAAUAUAAAAAACAAAAUAAUUAUUUAACAAUACGCUUU
Chelonus insularis is the source of this 3909-nucleotide messenger RNA. Its product is annotated as zinc finger protein 726. Bases 918 to 2861 code for a protein of 647 amino acids. NCBI's taxonomy places the organism in Eukaryota, Metazoa, Arthropoda, Insecta, Hymenoptera, Braconidae. Gene Ontology annotation, molecular function: RNA polymerase II cis-regulatory region sequence-specific DNA binding; DNA-binding transcription factor activity, RNA polymerase II-specific. Gene Ontology annotation, cellular component: nucleus. The transcript has 9 exons. The record is from RefSeq and is a predicted model, not a curated record. Gene Ontology annotation, biological process: regulation of transcription by RNA polymerase II.